Messenger RNA from Chrysochloris asiatica (Cape golden mole), 1677 nucleotides. RefSeq names its product forkhead box O6 (gene FOXO6). Gene Ontology annotation, cellular component: nucleus. Gene Ontology annotation, biological process: regulation of transcription by RNA polymerase II. The coding region runs from base 1 to 1677 and encodes 558 amino acids. Gene Ontology annotation, molecular function: DNA-binding transcription factor activity, RNA polymerase II-specific; RNA polymerase II cis-regulatory region sequence-specific DNA binding. The record is from RefSeq and is a predicted model, not a curated record. NCBI's taxonomy places the organism in Eukaryota, Metazoa, Chordata, Mammalia, Afrosoricida, Chrysochloridae. The transcript has 2 exons.
AUGGCUGCGAAGCUGCGAGCGCAUCAGGUGGACGUGGACCCUGACUUCGCGCCGCAGAGCCGGCCGCGCUCGUGUACCUGGCCCCUGCCGCAACCCGACUUGGCCGGCGACGAGGACGGAGCGCUGGGUGCAGGGGUGGCUGAGGGCGCCGAAGACUGCGGGCCGGAGCGUCGGGCGACAGCCCCGGCAAUGGCCCCGGCACAGCCACUGGGCGCAGAGGUCGGACCGAUGCGGAAAGCAAAAAGCUCCCGGCGGAACGCGUGGGGAAACCUGUCCUACGCCGACCUCAUCACCAAAGCCAUCGAGAGCGCCCCGGACAAGCGGCUCACGCUCUCACAGAUCUACGACUGGAUGGUCCGUUACGUGCCCUACUUCAAGGAUAAAGGCGACAGCAACAGCUCGGCUGGCUGGAAGAACUCCAUCCGGCACAACCUGUCGCUCCACACCCGUUUCAUCCGCGUACAGAAUGAGGGCACAGGCAAGAGCUCCUGGUGGAUGCUGAACCCCGAGGGCGGCAAGACCGGAAAGACCCCGAGGCGCAGGGCUGUGUCCAUGGACAAUGGGACCAAGUUCUUGCGCAUCAAGGGCAAGGCGAGCAAGAAGAAGCAUCUGCAGGCGCCCGAGAGGAGCCCCGACGACAGCCCCCCGGGCGCACCAGCCCCAGGGCCCGUACCCCCCGCCGCCGCCAAGUGGGCCGCCAGUCCGGCCUCGCACGCCAGCGACGAUUACGAUGCCUGGGCCGACUUCCGCGGUGGCGGGCGACCCCUGCUAGGGGAGGCGGCCGAGUUGGAGGACGACGAGGCCCUGGAAGCUCUGGCGCCGUCGUCGCCGCUCAUGUACCCGAGCCCGGCGAGCGCGCUGUCGCCGGCGCUGGGUGCACGUUGCCCUGGGGAGCUACCCCGCUUGGCCGAACUGGGAGGCCCACUGGGCCUGCACGGUGGCGGCGCGGGGCUGCCCGAGGCCCUGCUGGACAGCGCGCAGGACGCGUACGGGCCGCGGGCCCGCUCCGGGGCGCCAGCCUACUUCAGUGGCUGCAAGGGCGCGGCCUAUGGCGGAGGUGGAGGCUUCGUGCCACCGGCGCUGGGCGCACUGCGCCGCCUGCCCAUGCAGACCAUCCAGGAAAACAAGCAGGCCAGCUUCGCACCCGCCUCUGCGCCCUUCCGCCCUGGGGCGCUGCCCGCGCUGCAGCCGCCACCGCCUGCACCGAGGCCCAGUCCGGUGCUGGGCGCGCCGGGGGAGCUAGCGCUGGCAGGCGCGGUCGCCGCCUACCCCGGCAAGGGGGCGGCCCCGUACGCGCCGCCGGCGCCGUCGCGCAGUGCCUUAGCCCACCCUAUCAGCCUUAUGACGCUGCCCGGCGAGGCGGGCGCCGUGGGCCUGGCGCCGCCCGGCCACGCGGCCGUCUUCGGAGGCCCGCCCGGAGGCCUCCUGCUGGACACGCUGCCGGGGCCAUAUGCGGCCGCCGCCGCGGGGCCGCUAGGUGCUGCACCUGACCGCUUCCCGGCCGAUCUGGACCUCGACAUGUUCAGCGGGAGCUUGGAGUGCGAUGUGGAGUCCAUUAUUCUCAACGAUUUCAUGGACAGCGAUGAGAUGGACUUCAACUUUGACUCGGCCCUGCCUCAGCCGCCGCCCGGCCUAGCUGGGGCUCCACCCCCUAACCAGAGCUGGGUGCCCGGUUGA